UAAUGCGAUAAUAGGCAUUCAAUAGCAGUAAAGCGGUAGUGUAGAUAUUAUUACCAGAUACCACUAUUCACUAUCACCACUGAAUACUUGUCAGUACAACUACACGACUAUACUACUCCACUAUUCAUUACCACUGAAUACGAAUACUACUCGCUACUAAACCACCAUCCUACUCCACUGAUCCAUUACUCCCUACCACUGUAUCACUACCAUCGUAACCAUGUUGGUCUAUCCAGUCAUAGUGCUGGCCCUAGGUACCCUAUGGCCACUGGACCGGAGACCUAUGAAGUCACAUUCACUGAGCCAGGUGACUGGUAACCACCACGGUACUACAUGGGCCAUGGCAGAGAAGGUGACUCAAGGAGAUGAUCCUGAGGAAGUAGUGGUAGUGGAAGGUACUACUAGUGAUGAAGUGGCAAAGAACAAGGAGAGUCCAAAAGGUUUAAGAGAAAGCUGUGAGGAGUGGUGUAACAAGUGGGAUAUACUGGACAAAGAUGGAAAAUUAAAGUGGGAUAUGAAUCCAUAUGUAGUUGUUCUUCUCGUCGCAUUUGGAUUUCUAACGGGGCUUGGACCAGUACUCAUAGUGGUUAUUAUUAUAGUAUAUGUUAUAUUGUCUAUUGGGAAUAAGAUAAUAAAUCCUAAGACCUGGUUGGGGAGCUCUGGAAACAACCUGAAGAAUGUGAGUGUUAAAAAUGUAGAUUAAUUAACAUCAUCUAAGGUGUAAGUACUGCUGAGUAUGUAACCUACAAACAACGUGCAUUUAAUAUGUUG
Messenger RNA from Babesia bovis T2Bo, 771 nucleotides. Its product is annotated as putative integral membrane protein. Bases 221 to 703 code for a protein of 160 amino acids. The transcript has a single exon. The record is from RefSeq and is a predicted model, not a curated record. NCBI's taxonomy places the organism in Eukaryota, Apicomplexa, Aconoidasida, Piroplasmida, Babesiidae.